Messenger RNA from Callorhinchus milii (elephant shark), 2034 nucleotides. RefSeq names its product leucine-rich repeat-containing protein 37B-like. The record is from RefSeq and is a predicted model, not a curated record. The coding region runs from base 65 to 1648 and encodes 527 amino acids. Gene Ontology annotation, molecular function: protein binding. The transcript has 10 exons. Lineage: Eukaryota; Metazoa; Chordata; Chondrichthyes; Chimaeriformes; Callorhinchidae.
AGGGAGUGGGGUGUGGUGGGGGGUGGGGUCGGCCGGGCCGGGAGGCCAUGAGCGGAGGAGGGCGAUGGUGACGGCGACCAUGAGGAGGGGAUCCGUCGCGGCCGCCUGGCUCCUGGCCUGCCUGCUGGCCGCCUCGGGCGGCGAGGCCAAGAAGACGUUCGUGGUGCUGCACCAGAGCAACUCGACGCCGGCCGCCUGCCCGGCCGUGUGCCGCUGCUACAUCAACAUCCUGUCGUGCCACCCCGAGAAGCCGCUGGGCUCGCACGUGCACGACAGCAAGGGGGACCGGGCCGGGGCCGGGGCCGGCCAGCCGCCCCCGAGCAAGCAGCACGGCAAGUCGCAGCGCAACGACACGCAGUCCAACGCCACGGGCUCCGCGAUGCUGACCCGCAUCCCCGAGGGACCCAGGGGCACCAUGCUGGGCAACGUGUUGACGGCCUUCACUGUGUUGGAUUUUCGAGAUAAUAACAUAUCAUUUAUAUGGAAAAACAACUGGAUUUUCUUUACAAUGACUGAAUAUCUAAAUUUAAAAGGGAACCAUAUAACGGAUCUGAUUCCUGAAACCUUCGAAGGUCUUUCACAAUUGAAAUACUUGUUUUUAUCUCAUAAUCGGAUCAGAUUUAUUGCAGACUAUAUGUUCCAGAACACUCCUGAAAUUGAACUUAUUGAUGUAAGCAACAACAGAUUGUUUGCAAUACAAAGGGAUCUUUUUCAGACAAAGCAUGGAUUACUGAAGCUGAAAGUCUUGGAUUUGAGCAGUAAUGAUAUAUUGGUACUAGGGCCUAGUGCAUUCAGUCAGCUAACAAACUUGCAUUUCAUGAAUAUAAGUGAUAAUUAUUUAAGCUUAAUAGGUAAUGGAGCUUUUCAACACCUGUCUUCAAUCAUCUACUUGGACCUUCGUGCAACUUCCAUUUCUCUUGAUGUUCUCAGAGCUAUUUUGCAGAGCACAACAAAUAUUGUUAACCUUUAUAUAUCCCACACUCUGAAAUGCUGCUUAUGCAAGUUUCCACUUCUGAACCAUCUUAUUCUGCCACGGAAAGUGGAGAUUAACUGCAAGAAUAUUUACUGUACCGUGACAUUGAUUCAGUGUUACACAAAAGAAAUCGAAAAAAAUCAACUCUCACUUGAUAAAGAGAGAAUUGUUCAACAAAUGAAGGCCAUCAAAGCUGGUGCAGUUUCAUCACUCCCUGGGCGAGAUGAACUUGAACGACAAAAACAGAACAAUGGAGCCCACAGCUUGCUAGAUAAAUACGAACAAGUUCAUAAACCAGACGUACAUGCUGUUAAUGUCACACUGGGAUCACCGGAAAUGGGUAUUGAAAAUCUGAAUCAGAACUUACAGUUGGGUGGUAAAGAAAUAGAAGUAAAGGAAGCGAUUGAUCAAAAAAAUGAUAAGUUGUUGAACAUCAUAAGACACGAAGAAGAAACCGAGAGGAUAUUAAGGGAAAAACAGAAACAACAUGAUAUCGAGAAGCUGUCGUCUUCAGAUGAUGCAAAGGAAUCCUGGAAAUCUGAAUUAAAUAAUGAAGAGGACACACUGGAUAAACUGCACAAGUUGAAAGAAACUUUAAAGUCACUCUAUCACUAUGCUACUGAGAGAAUAGAAAGCGGUGAAGAUGACAAGGUGAUUGUUAAGCUUGACUCCUAAAGCAAUGAAGGCAUUUAUGUUUGAGCUGAAAAGUAAAAUUAAACAUUAAAUUGUGACGUUACAAACAUCAAAGUAAAGCAAAGUAAAGAUAAGUAUCUUGGAAUUAAGAAACUACAUAAAAUAAAAUUGGGGUCAGGAAUUUAAGCAAACGUUAAUAUAGUUUUUAAAACAUUUUGUGUUUGCCAGCCCUUACUUAAACAAAUUAUUUAUCUGUAUUGCUAGAUCAUUUAGGAUUUUUGUGUAUGACAAAAAUGACUUGAAUAAUUUUAAUGUGCUGUUUUAUAUUUGAAAUUAAUUGAAGCAUUUUCUUUUUGCAAAAUAUGUGGAGACUUACAAGCAAACUUCAGUUUAGUAAAUGCAAUAAAGGAAAAGAGCUUGAAAAUGUU